UCGCAAAACACCCCCGAGCUCUCUUUCUGCCCCCGGCGAUGCGCUGCGAAGAUGGCGGCCACCACGGUUAGAAAAGCGCCUUACAAGGAUUUCCUCCAGCCCGCCCUGCACAGACGAUUCUCUUCGACGGCGACUGUUCUGCUUGUUGUGUCCUAUAUCCAGGCUCUGUUGCUAGACAGCUGGAGCUCUUAUCUCUGGGGCUGGUUCCCUCUUGGACCUGCCGGUGUACGAACCGCCUUUCUUUUCACUUGUGGCCUCGCGAUCCUUGUCCUCCGAAUCGCCAACUACCACGUUGGUCUGCGAACCACCGGUUCCGGCUUCCAGACUCUGCGCACCACCCUCCUUCGACUUGAGACAUACGAGACCCUCUUUUGGUAUGGCUUCUCGAGCUUGCUCUUCUGCAAUGUCUUCCUCUGGGCCGUCCCCGCCAGCGCGAACCUGUCGUGGAUCACAUAUUUCAGCGGAGACCGCGCAAGGCUCAACGAGAAGCCGCUAUUCUUGAUGGCCUACCUGGCAUCUUGCGCCAUCACGCAGACUUUUAAUCACUACAGAAAGGAUACCGAUGGGCUAGUGCUGGGUUUAUCGAAGAGCAAUGGCGAACGCCCAUCCGACUCGUUGAAGGUGGUCAUCCAGGAGAUACCACGCAUCUUCGCCGACUCGUUUGCGGGCGCAUUGAGCGCGCUCCCCGUGGCGUUCUUCCUCUACUAUUCCGUCCUCCGAUCGUUUGCUUGGGGUUGGGCGCUUAUGUUCUUGCGCAUCUUCUACAACUUGCCCAAGACGAACAUGCUGCCGCCCACUUGGCCCAGCGAUCUCUUCCUUCUGGGUCGCUGCCUCCAGACUGGAUCUCUCAUUCAUUUCAUCUGGCACACCGGAAACUUUGCUUUCUCGACAUUCAUGGUAAAGGAACCGCUAAAGAAUGGCAACCCUCUCACGUCCGAGUCCAAGGAUCCCAAUGGAAGUCUCCUGAAUGGACUCAAGAGCAAGAAGCUGUCUAUCAAGGCAUUUGCCAUGUGGGAGCUCGCCUACAUUGCUGGGGGAUUUGAGGCCCGUCGAAAGGCCAUCUACGAGGACAUUGACCGUCAGGAUGGACCUAUGUGGUCGCAGGUCUACGCAAUCUGCAUGGAGGUUGUCAAGUCUAUCGAGACACGUAUCGACGAGUACGGAAAGGCCCCCGCGGCGCCUCCCGCCAAGCCAGCUGCGGAGCCCAAGCAGCGCGUAUCCGCUCCCCUCAAGGACGACCCCAUCUUCAACAACAAGUCUGCCCCGAGCGCAGUACGGACUGAAGUCGAGAAACGAUUAAGCCAGAUCGCCCAGUCGCCAGGCUCUUCUCCCGCCUCGAAGCUGAGCCCGAUUGCAAAGAAGACGUGGAAGGAGGCAAAGGAUCGUGUCUUGACCAAGGAGCAGCAGGAGCUCAUUGCUCCAGAGCACAUCAAGGGUAACUUUGAGCAGCGGGUGCUCAAAUUGAUGGAGGUGGAUGCUAUCGCUGCCUUGUUCAAGAUUGACUUCCGGACUCAGUUUGCUGCUGCGGUUCUUGGCACACCCUAUGCGGAACCUACACUAUGCAUCAACGCUAUCCACGUGCUCUGCCAACUCUCAGUGCACAGCUUGGCGGAGGAUCAGUUCGGAAACGUUCACAGAGAUGUCCGAAGCAUCAUCCGAACGUUGACUUCGGUGAUCAAGAAGCUCGAAGACUUCCGACUCUCGUUCCCCAUCCACUGGACGGACAUCAAGAGCAAGAGGGAGAGUCCCGAGGUGGACAAGGUGUUGAAUGCUCUCAAGACGGGACUGGGAGAGGUGGUGGCCAAGUUUGAGCCUUACAGCAACGACCUGAGGUUGACACUGUCUGAUGUACGACUAGCCAAGGAGGCGGCGGCAAAGAAGGACGAGAUGGCCGAGAUUCGGUGA
This is a messenger RNA of Fusarium keratoplasticum, 1905 nucleotides long. RefSeq lists its product as uncharacterized. Bases 52 to 1905 code for a protein of 617 amino acids. Lineage: Eukaryota; Fungi; Ascomycota; Sordariomycetes; Hypocreales; Nectriaceae. Gene Ontology annotation, biological process: spindle pole body localization; nuclear pore organization. Gene Ontology annotation, molecular function: spindle pole body-nuclear membrane anchor activity. The record is from RefSeq and is a predicted model, not a curated record. Gene Ontology annotation, cellular component: nuclear pore transmembrane ring; spindle pole body. The transcript is spliced from 3 exons.